AUGUUGACUUCACCCGACCUCCCCAUUUCGAUAGUGUGCGUGCACGCCGAGGGCGAAAUCGGCGACGUUAUUAUCAGCGGAAUACCAGACCCAAUGCACUGCAACACAAUGUACGAAAAGCUGGUGCACUUUGAGACAAAAGCAGACCACUACCGACAACUACUCAUGCAAGAGCCACGAGGGCGCGUCUCGCAAUGUAUGAACCUGCUGCUCACACCGUGCCAUCCAGAAGCCGACGCAGGCUUCCUCACCCUCGAGAGCGACGAAUACGCAACCAUGAGCGGUAGCAACACAAUAUGCGUCACAACAGUGCUACUCGAGACUGGCCGUAUCGCCAUGAAGGAACCCGAGACCAAAGUCGUGCUCGACACAGCAGCGGGGCUUGUGCGCGUCCGCGCCCGCUGCGCCGGCGGCAAGUGCCUCAGCGUCGAAUUCGACAACGUCCCAUCCUUUGUCUACGAACUCGACGUGCCCGUCUGCAUCCCUGGCAUUGGCGACAUCUCUGUCGACGUAGCCUGGGGCGGGAUGCACUACGCAAUCGUGUCUGCGGACGCAGUAGGCCUGAGCAUCGAGCACCAGCACGGCGCUGAUCUGAUUCGCAUUGGCGAAGCCAUCCGCAAGAGCGUCCAAGACAUUUACGAGCCGGUGCAUCCGCUCAACAACGGGAUCCGCGGUGUGUCGACGAUGCAGUUUACAGAGCCUAUCCAUCUUCCGGUCAAGGUCAAGACGGCCACCAACACGGUUGUCGUGUCGCCAGGCCGCCUCGACCGCAGUCCUUGCGGCACGGGCACGUCGGCACGCAUGGCCGUCCUGCAUGCUCGUGGCCAAUUGGCCGUGGGCGAACCUUUUACUCACAAGAGCAUCAUUGGCACAAAGUUUCAGUGCAGCAUCGUCGGUACCACAAAGGUCGGCCGCUACGACGCUAUCUUACCCCGCGUCAGGGGCCGUGCCUGGAUCACCGGCUACAGACAAGUCGUUGUUGACGAGGAGGAUCCCUUUCCUCUUGGCUUCAGGGUCGGAGAUAUGUGGGGGCCGGACUGCGGCAAUGCUGGUAUGGCCGUGGACAGCUGAAAAAAAAAUAUUUCUUGUUUUGUGGAAGAAAAGGACUUUGAGGGGGGGAAUGCGUGUGUCUACUAUGUUUGGUUUGUAUAAGAGUUGUGUGCGUAUAUGGCUUUAUGACUUGAUAGAUGGUGGCGGCCUCUUAUUUUUUUUUUUCUCCCCAAGAGCUGGUCUCUUUUGGGAGGCUCUUUUUUUUUUAAAAAAAAUCAUUUCGAAGGUGUUUGGGUGUUUGAUGAGAGAGGCAUACUAGCAAUAGUAACGUUGUUUUUUUUUUUCGGGGGAGCGAGAGGGGGGGAUAGAGAAGAUUAGAUAUAUAGAUUCAUACAAGCAAUUGUUGUAACA
Bipolaris maydis ATCC 48331 is the source of this 1401-nucleotide messenger RNA. Its product is annotated as proline racemase family. Lineage: Eukaryota; Fungi; Ascomycota; Dothideomycetes; Pleosporales; Pleosporaceae. The record is from RefSeq and is a predicted model, not a curated record. Gene Ontology annotation, molecular function: 4-hydroxyproline epimerase activity.